AUGGAGUCAGGUACCUGUGUAAUGCUCCCACUGGUUUCCUGCCUCCACUCGCUGCAGCUCUGGACUGUCCUGCUUGUGGCCUUAGCAGUCUCUUCACAUGGCGUUUGGUCUCUUCGUUCCCGGAGUCCCCUUGCUCCUCGGCCACUCUGUACCCGUCGCAGCCCCUCAGCUGCCAGGCCUGUUUGCAUUUGGGACAAGAACUCACCAUCAGAGAGAGACUCUCGCUUCAUCACACUGCGCCAGCGAUCUCUGACGCCACGGGACGGGGAGCUGCGUCAUGUGAUGCGGCUGAGGCGCCAGGCCCCAGGGGCCCGGCCUGCCACCCCCUCUGGGUUUGAGGAGGGGCUGCCUUCAUCCCAGUACCCCUGGGCCAUUGUAUGGGGCCCCACAGUGUCAGAUGAGGAUGGAGGUGACCCCAACUCAGCCAAUCCAGGCUUCCCACCUCUGGGUUACACCUUUGUUUCACCACAUGGGAUGGCAACGGCACAACCCAACUCCCACUCGCUGCUGCACAAUGCGGGCCUCAACCUGCGGGAGACCCCCGCCACGCUGAGGCCCUUCUUGUUUGGGCCCCGGGGGGAAGGUGUGGAUCCUCAGCUGUAUGUUACUAUCACAAUCUCCAUCAUUAUUGUCCUAGUCGCCACUGGGAUAAUAUUCAAGUUCUGCUGGGACCGUAGUCAGAAGCGUCGUCGUCACUCUGGCCAGCAGAGUGGGGUGCGGCAGCAGGAGAGUCAGCAGCCACUCACAGACCUGUCGCCCACCACAGUCAGCAUCCUGGGACCCUACGGAGACACACUGGUCCCGACACCUGAGACAGAGGAGCCCAGGCAGGUCCAGGAGGGUGUAGAGAAACUGGGGGGCCAGGGGAAGAGCAGGACCUUCCAGCUCAACCGGAUCCCACUGGUAAAUCUGUGA
This is a messenger RNA of Emys orbicularis (European pond turtle), 915 nucleotides long. RefSeq names its product PILR alpha associated neural protein (gene PIANP). Lineage: Eukaryota; Metazoa; Chordata; Testudines; Emydidae. The record is from RefSeq and is a predicted model, not a curated record. The coding region runs from base 1 to 915 and encodes 304 amino acids. The transcript is spliced from 5 exons. Gene Ontology annotation, biological process: regulation of immune response. Gene Ontology annotation, cellular component: membrane.